This is a messenger RNA of Colletotrichum godetiae, 1883 nucleotides long. Its product is annotated as general amino acid permease-like protein AGP2. Lineage: Eukaryota; Fungi; Ascomycota; Sordariomycetes; Glomerellales; Glomerellaceae. The record is from RefSeq and is a predicted model, not a curated record. Gene Ontology annotation, cellular component: membrane. The coding region runs from base 90 to 1787 and encodes 565 amino acids. Gene Ontology annotation, molecular function: amino acid transmembrane transporter activity. The transcript is spliced from 4 exons. Gene Ontology annotation, biological process: amino acid transmembrane transport.
CUCUACAAAAGCUGCUCAGACUUCAAAAAUCCGCAACAUCUCUGAAGAUACCAAACCACCAAUCCUCUGUCAGCUUUUUUGCUGGCAAUAUGAGCUCUCCGUCGAUCGCCUCAGAGCCGAAGGCUUCGGUUACGAAGAUGAAUUCUAAAACCAGUGACAAGACUGAAGUGGUCAACGGGGAAAUUCUACACGUUCCCGACCAUUUGCAACGACAUCUUACUCCACGCCAGGUUCAGUUCGUAGCCAUCGGUGGCUCCAUUGGGACUGCACUGUUUGUGAGCAUUGGAUACGGACUCAUGCGGGGAGCAGCAAGUUUGCUUAUUGCAUUCGUGCUCCAUGCAUUGGCUAUUGCUCAAGUAAACAACUCGCUUGCCGAAAUGACUGUCUUCAUGCCCGUAAGCGCUGCGUUCAUCCAUCACGCCAGCGCCUGGGUUGACGACGCGUGGGGUUUCAUGAUCGGCUGGAACUUCUUCCUCUUCGAAGCUCUUCUCAUUCCAUUUGAGAUUACGGCUUUAGACAUGGUCUUGACCUUCUGGAGGGACGACAUUCCUUCGGCUGCGGUGAUUACCGUUUGCAUUGUGCUCUACGCCCUUUGCAAUGCACUCAUGGUCAAAUACUUUGGUGAAACAGAAUUUUGGCUUGCAGGAGGGAAACUUCUACUCAUUGGAAUAUUGUUCUUCUUCACCUUCAUUACCAUGGUUGGAGGCAAUCCGCAGCAUGAUGCAUACGGAUUCCGGAAUUGGUCUAAGCCAGGCCCUUUUGUCGAGUACAUUGACAAGGGCGACUUGGGCCGCUUCCAUGGGUUCCUUGCCGCACUAUGGCAAGCUGCUUUCACUAUUGUCGGCCCCGAAUACCUGGCCACCGUUGCUGGCGAAGCGCAGCGGCCUCGCACAACCAUGAAGGCAGCCUUCAAGUCUGUGUACUGGCGAUUUGGAAUAUUCUUCAUUGGUGGUGCACUGUGUGUUGGCAUCGUCCUGCCGGCCAAUGACCCGACGCUUUUGAGCGUGUUGAGCUCAGGCGAGACGGGCACCGGAGCAGCCUCACCCUUCGUCAUUGCCAUGAAGAACAUGAACGUCGGGGUUCUGCCGCACUUGGUCAACGCUCUACUGUUGACGAGUAUCUAUUCGGCCGGAAAUGCCUAUGUCUACUGCUCCUCUCGCAGUCUUUACGGCUUGGCGUUGAACGGCCAUGCUCCGAAGUUUCUCACAAAGUGCACCGAGCAAGGUGUUCCCAUCUACUGUCUGUUUGUGGCGCUCGCCUUUGCCUGUCUUUCAUUCCUCAAGGUAGGCAGUGGCUCUGUGAAGGUUCUGACUUGGCUCACAAAUCUCAUCACUGGCGGAACUCUGGUGACUUACAUCGUUAUUUGCAUCAACUAUCUCUUCUUCUACCGAGCCUUGAAAGCUCAGGACUUCAACAGAUCUGAUCUCCCCUACCGCGGAUAUCUCCAGCCCUAUGGCACUUGGGUUGCUUUGAUUUGGCUCAUGGCGGUGGAGAUCUUCUACGGGUAUGCCAUCUUCUUACGGGGCCGGUGGGAUAUGGGAAUCUUCUUCAGCAACUACACCAUGGGAUUCCUCGCGAUCUGUCUGUUCUGCGGUUGGAAGAUCCUCAAGCGCACUAAAUUCGUCAGGCCCGAGCACGCCGAUUUGGUUUGGAUCCGGCCGGCAGUCGACGAACACGAAGCGGUGAUGGCGGGUAACGAGAAUGAGGUAAGGCUCCGCAGACGUUUAGCUCAAAUGGUGAGGGUCAAUUUGAAACUUGGCCGGGCACCCCGGAGCCCUCGGGUUUAGUCCACCACCUUUUGUUCGUGAUUACAGUACAUAUCGGGCUGCACGCUGUUCUUGACACAAUUCCGAGGUGUUGAGGUCCGGAAAUCGGACUCGGAC